Molecule: messenger RNA, 786 nt
Organism: Exophiala bonariae
Lineage: Eukaryota; Fungi; Ascomycota; Eurotiomycetes; Chaetothyriales; Herpotrichiellaceae
Exons: 1
Coding region: 1-786 (261 amino acids)
Source: RefSeq, a predicted model, not a curated record
AUGUCGAACCUAGUCCCUGACUUUGAGGUCAAACUCCUCUUGAACCCUUCAAAAGUACUAGACUCAAACAACAAACUUGCUGGUGUGGUCCAAUCUGAGUUUUCCAUCCAGCAGGACGUCAAAACGAUGAGUGUGCAAUUCGUGGACAACAAAACCAAAGAUAUCUACAACAGCGGCUGGAACCUUCGCAUCCGCAGAACGGAAGGCGCCAAGAAGAUCGAGCUGACAUACAAGAAGCGUUAUCCUAUCGACAUCCCCGAGAUCUCGACAACAGAAGAAACUGAAGGUGGCAUUGGGAAAGCGGUUGCCGCGGCUGCCAAUGACGGGUUCAAUUCGACAACGGAUUUCGAAGCCCAAGUUGAGGUGGGCCAUAAAAAACAAACCCUCUCAAUCAGCCACAGUGAGAAGGCUUCUGCGAAAGGUCUCUCCGGGGUGGAUCUUCCUGGUGCGGAAGCCUCAGGCGCCUUCCUCAUCGCCGACGCGCCUCCGGAGUUCAAAAAUUGGCCAGUGGAGAAAACUUGGCCUGUCGUUUACGGCCCAGUCGUAGCCACCCGGUUGGAAGGUGUUUGGAAUGGGGAGAAGCUUUAUAUCGAGAUUUGGCCGAUUCGCGCGAGCAAGACCGAUGCUACCCUUGUACCAAUCGUUGAGGCAUCGUUCAAAACCUCGGACGUGAACAAAGCAUUGGGUGGACGCCAAGAGCUCGCUGACUUGUUGCAAAGUAAAGGCUGGUUCAUUCCCGGAGAUUCCUUGAAGACCCAACUUGUGAUGGAUCGGUAUGGCCAGUAG